This is a messenger RNA of Mycosarcoma maydis (corn smut), 1293 nucleotides long. RefSeq lists its product as uncharacterized. The transcript is spliced from 2 exons. The record is from RefSeq and is a predicted model, not a curated record. NCBI's taxonomy places the organism in Eukaryota, Fungi, Basidiomycota, Ustilaginomycetes, Ustilaginales. Gene Ontology annotation, biological process: mRNA splicing, via spliceosome. Gene Ontology annotation, cellular component: nucleus. Gene Ontology annotation, molecular function: RNA binding. Bases 1 to 1293 code for a protein of 430 amino acids.
AUGACAAAUCUUCCCUCGAGGCCCGGCCUGCUGAGCAAGCCUUCACAGCAGACAAGUGGACACGGUCUAGAGAAAAUUUCGCUUGGUAGCGACGAGCAUCUGUCAAGCAGUACAUCAUUUCGCCGCCCAACACACGAGCACGAUGCAUCCUUGUCACAAGCAUCGUCAACGUCUCUGGCGUCCUCGUCAACACGCUCGCACCAAUCAAGAUACAUAGAACGCGAUUCAGACUACGGAAGAGGCAUUCAGGACGAAAAGCGCGAUCGUGAUCAAACACGGUGCAGAUCCAGGUCACCUGAUGUCCAGAGGCAAGCGCCUUGGUUCGAUCAAGCAGCGAGGCGAUCAACAGCGUGGGAGGAUUGGCGAAUGCCGCGAACCGAUCCAAGCAGUCAGUCAUCAAACAAAGCAACUCAGGAAGCAUCGCCGAGCAAAAGUGCCGCUCCCAAAGUUUCUGCAACCGCUGCCAACAAGCGAUUUGCCAAUGACAUUUCUAGAUGGAAUCACAAGCAAUCCGAGCUGCACGCAACCCAAACAUCGCAGUCCGAAACUUCACCAAGCCCAAGCACUCUGACAUUGACUGAUUCAAAAUCAUCCCUCGCAGAUGCUGAGCUGGCCAGCUGCGACUACAAGGAUCUCGAACGGAUCGCCUGUCUGUUGUGCCAACGCAAAUUCAAGAGCGUCGAUACGCUUCAUCGGCACGAGAACGAGUCGCAGCUGCACAAGCACAAUCUCGCCAGUAUCGAGACGUGUCGACAGGCGAUGACGAGAAAGCUUGAGUCGGUCUUCGAUAAACCCUUGUCGUCUGACGUGACCCAAGUCAUUGAUGUCGCAUCACUAGGUUUUGACCCUUUGAGCUCGGAACAAGUCCAGCCUCCUCCUUCGACGCCGAUGUACCGAGACCGUGCCUCGGAACGUCGAGCCGUGUUUGGUGCAGAUACGCCCUCGAAGCACAAGGAUGCCAGUAAUCGAAGCAAGGUUUUUGCUGGCCCGAAGGCCAUCGUCGCAGCCCCAGCCGCGCACGAUAUGAUGCCACAGUCUGCGCCGGAGAAGCCCAUCGACAGCGACAAUAUCGGCAGCAAGCUUCUCGCCAUGAUGGGAUGGUCACGAGGCCAAGGUCUCGGCGCGAAACGCGAUGGCCGCACCGAUAUUGUUGAAACCAAGAUUUACAAGCCAGGUGUAGGUCUGGGAAGUAGCACUCCCUCUGAUACCGCUGCUCACCAGGAGAGAGCAUCUGCACAGACGAGUCACGUCGCUUUCUCGGGCUACGUGGAUCGCGCCAAAGAUCGUAGGUGA